UGACUCUUGAGUCAACUGUGAAGUUGAACUAACGUCCACGCUAUAGUUUUUCUCAAAUCUGGAGCGUUUCCGCUUGGAACGCAUGCGACUAGCUCAAAGCCAUCUUCCACGCCAGGCCCAGCACAACCAACGCCCUUACGCAAAACGGCCACUCCACAGUCGCCACCGUCACGCUCGGACGGUUGCUAUAACCAGUCCCUUUGCCUCGAAUAAUCAUCGCAGAAAAGCCUCCCCUCGUCUGAAUCGUGCCGACCAUGCAUUAUUCCUAGACAACGACUCCUGGCAAUGCUUCCACUACUUGCCCCCCAAGAUCCAGCAAUCCCACUUCACCAAGGAAGAGCAACUGCUCCUGCAACGGAUCACUCCCGCCGGUGAUAUCGUCGACGCUGCCGACCGCGCGCUGCUGAAGUUUGAGCAGAGACGCCGCCCCGUCCUACAGGCGCACGACACUUGCUCCAACACACGCAGGAGGUCCGCGAGCUCAUCCAUGGUCUUGUCCUCCACGCAUUCGACAGACGCCCAGGACUCGGCAAUCGACAUGGACGAAUCAAUUCUGGACAGCUUCAGGUGGCUGGAUGAAGACGACCUCGAUCUGUCUCUGGACAACUACCACAGGCAUGUCGCCGAGACGGCACUCGCCUCGCGGCAACCAAAGCCCUCCACUCCCGGCCGGAUUCCUUCCUUCCGACGAACAAUGUCCUUCAACCGGAACCGCAAUUCCACCUUCAUCGGUCCUCGCACCCUGACUACAAGCCAGUCGGCUACUGUGCCUUUUGCUGGCCACAGCCGUCGCCCAUCUACCAGCCGCCAUGUCUCACACCGUUCGACCUCUUCCAUUGACCCAGCAGCUCAAUACUACCAAGAUCCAGAGGCGCGAUUGAAACUCCGAGUCUACCUUGCGUCGCCGCAGAAAUUCGACGAAGCAAUCGAGUUUGGCUUUCCAUCGCUGGAAAAUAAGGAAAACUUGCAGCCCACAGACCAGUCCCUCGACUCUAAACGAAUAUCGCAAAUAUCUCAAUCAACUCAAGGUUGGACCUUUUUCGACGACCAGGCUACGGCAUACGACCUCGAUUUGAUGAGUGGGAAGCUAGACCAGAAAAAUGUCUCGAAUAAUAGUGGCCCGCAGCUGCGCAAGGUUUCCACUGAAAUCCGACGGCCCCAGCCUUUGCAGCCACUACCGUCAGGGAAUACUGCAGCUGGCCGGCGCCGUGAAAUGACGUUGAAGAUGACGCUCACACGGCCUGACUUGCGUACAGCAAUAGACGAUUCGCAGGAUAUCGACGACCCGCUUCGUUUGGCGGACCUGCCUCCGCCAGACGAAGUUGCCAACUUCUGGGACAACCUCCCUGAACAUCAGGGCGUGGUGAAGAAGAUGUGGCGCCGAAUCUGCGGUCGCAAAGACUGAUCCAUCAACUGUAUUAUCCUCUUAUAUAUACCUCUCUCGAUUCGCCAAAAACUUUGCCUUCGUGUUAAUAUUGUUAUCAAGUGGUUUCCUUCCACACUUGUAUUUACUCUAACUUUUUGAUGUACCGCAGUAGCGCUGCUCAUAUACCCUCUUUUGUUGUCUCAUAGCGAUCACCACGACUGGUAGUCAUUUCACAUUGAUUAGCGAUAUAGACUGAUUAAGUCCAGCUUUCAACAUGAUCAAUAGAAUCUUUAUCAAUAUUAC
Molecule: messenger RNA, 1669 nt
Organism: Talaromyces proteolyticus
Lineage: Eukaryota; Fungi; Ascomycota; Eurotiomycetes; Eurotiales; Trichocomaceae
Exons: 1
Coding region: 83-1405 (440 amino acids)
Source: RefSeq, a predicted model, not a curated record